AUAUUUACGUUCAAUCGUCCGACCAAACUGGUGCCAGCCCUAACCAAGCUUACUUCUGCCAUGCUGAAUGCACCAACGCCGAAGCCGCAAGCAGCCAGUAGUCUUCAAUGGACGGCUCCGGCCCUGUACCGCCGGCUCCGCCGCUUAGCCGGCGAUCCCACCGCCUGCAGCAACACCAGAUCCGCUCCCUUCUCCUAACUUUCCUCGCCUACUCAGCCUUCCACGCUUCCCGCAAACCCCCCAGCAUCGUCAAGAGCGUCCUCGCCCCAGAUCCAACCAACUCCACCUCCUCGUCCGCCGCCGGCUGGCACCCCUUCGAUGGAAAUCGCGGGCCACACCGUCUCGGCGAACUCGACCUCGCCUUCCUCUCGGCCUACUCCGCUGGCAUGUACCUGUCCGGCCACGCUGCUGAUCGCCUCGACCUCCGCCGCUUCCUCGCCGGUGGAAUGUUCGGAAGCUGCAUCGCCACGGCCGCCUUUGGGUUCGCUUACUGGUUAGACGUGCAUCGGCUUUGGUUCUUUGUCCUUGUCCAGGUUGCGGGUGGUUUCCUACAAUCCAUCGGCUGGCCGUGUGUUGUUGCUGUGGUGACGAAUUGGUUCGGUGAUUCGUCAAGGCGGGGACUUAUCAUGGGGAUCUGGAACUCGAAUACCUCCGUCGGAAAUAUUCUUGGUUCCGUGCUUGCGUCAUGCGUGCUCAAUUUUGGUUGGGGCUGGUCGUUUAUCGUGCCGGCGUUAGUCAUUGGCCUGGUUGGGGUUUUGGUCUUUGCAUGCUUGGUGCCUCAUCCGAGAGAUUUAGCGCUCGAGAAUAUGGAAUGUGGAGUGGAGUUGAAUGUGGCAAUAGACUCUUUUGCUGUUAAUGAUGAUGGAUUAGUGGAGAGUUUGAAUGGGAAAAACUCACUCAUUUCUGACGAGACUGCUCUUCUCCAGCGCGGGCUCACUGAAGGAAAGAGUUGCAGAGGCACGGAAGGAGAGGAAGAGCCAAUUGGUUUCUUUGAGGCGUGGAGGCUGCCGAGUGUGGCAUCCUAUGCUUGUUGUCUCUUCUUCUCAAAGCUUGUUGCUUACACUUUCCUCUAUUGGCUACCAUUUUACAUUCGGCACACAGCUGUUUCUGGAGAGCACCUAACACACAGAACUUCUGGAAUCCUCUCAACUGUUUUCGACAUUGGAGGGGUGCUUGGUGGUGUUUCAGCAGGCUUCAUUUCGGAUUGGCUUUGCGCACGAGCAAUCACUUCAGUUAUGUUCCUUAUAUUGUCAGUUCCUUCUCUCAUUUUGUACAGAAUGUAUGGAGGCAUAUCGUUGCACUUCAAUAUUGGUUUGAUGUUUCUUUCUGGAUUUUUUGUUAAUGGCCCCUACUCCCUAAUCACCACAGCUGUUUCAGCUGAUCUUGGAACACAAGGCUUAAUUAAAGGAAAUUCUCGUGCUUUGGCUACCAUUACAGCCAUUAUUGAUGGUACAGGUUCCAUCGGUGCUGCUUUGGGGCCCUUACUUACAGGAUAUAUCUCAACUUGGGGAUGGAACAAUGUUUUCCUGAUGCUAAUUCUUUCUAACUCACUUGCAGUUAUGUGCCUUACUCACAUUGCAAAAGCUGAAAUAACUAGUAAGAAGAAGCAGCAAGUAUCUUCUACCAUCAUUGAUGCAGAGAGUUGGUAAUUUUCAUGGUCAUUAUAUUUCUUUGUAAAUGAGCUACAAAGUGUUUUUCUUUUCUUUAUAAAUUUUGUAUAAUAUCAUUGAACAAUACUGUAGGGAUGUAUUUUUAAAAGAUGCCCUUGAUUAGGAGAAAUUAUUCUGUGUGGACAUCGGAUGGUCCGGAGAUCAAUCAAAAUGCACCACGUCACCCGUUACGAGCACUAGUAUCGAGCAAAAAGUGAUGUGGCGUGUUCUGAUUGGUCUUCGGACGCCGUCCGGAAUCUGCACAGAGUAAUUUUUCCUUGAUUAGACUAUGAAUUACCUUCAUGCGAUGAAUGUUUAAUCCAGAGACAUGUACAUUUUUAUACUAUUCUGGAUAUUGAUUGUAAAUUUUUCUUCGGGUAUCAAAUUGAUUCUUCCAUAGUUUCUCUAAGAAAA
Messenger RNA from Dendrobium catenatum, 2063 nucleotides. Its product is annotated as putative glycerol-3-phosphate transporter 5. Gene Ontology annotation, cellular component: membrane. The transcript is spliced from 2 exons. The record is from RefSeq and is a predicted model, not a curated record. The coding region runs from base 108 to 1649 and encodes 513 amino acids. Gene Ontology annotation, molecular function: transmembrane transporter activity. Gene Ontology annotation, biological process: transmembrane transport; phosphate ion homeostasis. Lineage: Eukaryota; Viridiplantae; Streptophyta; Magnoliopsida; Asparagales; Orchidaceae.